Molecule: messenger RNA, 3458 nt
Organism: Mercenaria mercenaria
Lineage: Eukaryota; Metazoa; Mollusca; Bivalvia; Venerida; Veneridae
Exons: 7
Coding region: 1402-3042 (546 amino acids)
Source: RefSeq, a predicted model, not a curated record
AGGGCUUUUUAAAAUUAUUCAGUGAUAACAUCACAUCAGCAAGUACUGUACAGGAUGCGACUGUUCUAAUUGUUCAAACAUCAAAGAGUCACAAAGCAUUAUCAACUCUGAAACUGUUUCAUUGCCUGCUUGGCCGGAAAGUAACAAUUGUCAGCUAUGAAUGGGUAAAGAUGUGCUUACAAAAAGCAAGUCUGCUGCCAAUGGAGAAAUUCUGUGUAAGAGAGAGUGAAAGUUUUGGCCAGUGGUGCGCAACUGAAACUUACACACCUUUUGAAUACCAGAUAUAUGGCGAAGACUUCAUAGACAUUACAAAAGAUAAAGUUAAACUUUUGCUGACCAAGAUUGGAGGAACAGAGAUUGUAGAUAGAUCUUCAAAAACCAUUACUAUAUGUGCAGAUGGAGAACUUUGUCCCUUUGAAAGAAGUGUGCACAAGGAGUGGAUUUUUAGAUGUAUUAUAGAAGGCAGAGUAUUAAGUACAGAUUUUCAAAAUUAUGACUCAAGUGACAAUGACUCUGAUAAUGGUUCAACUGUUGUAAGUGUUAAGGACCUUCGUGCAUUGAAAACAAUACAGGUUCAGACCUCCGGAUCAAAAUCUGGAAAAAGGUCACAAAAGAUGCAGUGUGUACUGUGGUAAUUUUUACACAAAGUUGCCUAGACACUUGGAAAACUUACACUCUGAAGAGUUGGAAGUUCAGGGCACUAGACAACUUUUGGGGACAGGUACCCAUACCCUCAGGAAGGGGAAUUUUUCGACAUUUUAAGACGAAAAGGGGAAGUUGAAGCCAUGUAUAUGUAAAUACUUUUCACACUUAUUAAUACUGUUUUCAGUUAUUCCUAACUGAUGUGACUAUACUGCAACAGUAAUCUUCCUUAGAGGCACUGUAUAAUAUUAAAAGAAAGAGCUCAUAUCUAUUUGUGCCAAACAACCUAUCAUCAGGGGAAUUUUUUUCUGAGAAAGUGGAAAAAACAUAUUAUUUUAGGAGGGGAAUGGUACCCAUAUUCGGCCCCAAAAAUGGCCAAACGAGUGCCCUGAAGUUGCAAAAGCACUUAGCCUACCAAAGAAGUCAGAGGGAAGGAAAAGUGCAUGGGCUAACUUGGCUGCAAAAGGAAACUUCGCUCACAACUGCAAGGUGAUUGAAAAGAGAACUGGUGUUCUUAUUCCAAAAUACCGUCCUACUGAACAACAAAUUACAAAGAAAUAUCUGCCUUGUGAAUAUUGUAGAGCUUACUUUGUUUCUACAGAUUUAUGGAAACACCACAAGUCUUGUCCUUCAAAAGAAGCUGGAGUCAAAAGUGAUGCACCUGUACAAAAUGUGCGUUUGCUUGUGCCACUCCCUAUUACAUGUUCAGAGGAAUUGAAUACAUCAGUGCUGGCAAAAUUCAAGGAUGAUAUUAUUGCUAUGAAGGUGAAAUCUGAUCCUUUGAUAUUAGCAUUGGGACAACGGAAAUUUGAUAAAACAGGACAAUAUCCUCACACACACCAGUACAUAGCGCAGAAGUUGAGAGAAUUAGCACGGUUUGUAAUUGCUUUACAGAAAAUUGACAGUUCCAUUAAAACUUUGUCAGAUUGCUUUUCAGCCAAGCAUUGGGAGACCGUUAUAAGCGCAGUGAAAGAUUUGGCUUUGUUUGAUAAUGCAAGUAAGUUUUUCUCUAAACCAACUCUAGCCAAGAAAAUAGGACAUAGUUUAAAGAAUUGUGCAAAAAUGUUCGGGAACAAUGCUUUGAAGACAGGGGAUAGAGCAUUGAAGGAGAGAGCAGAUGGGUUUAUUGAACUUUAUGAAGAAGAAUGGAAAGACCGAAUUACAAGCCAAGCCCUUGAGUCAUUGGAGCAGGCAAAGUACAAUCGAGUAAGAUACCUUCCGCUGGUUGAAGAUGUAGUGAAACUCUCAAAAUUCAUAGACAAUCAAAUUGAAGAUAUCUGUAAAGAAAAAAUAGGAAAUAAGGAACACUUUUCAAGACUAGCUUGCCUAUGCUUAACACAGAUUAUUGUGUUUAACAGGAAGCGUUCUGGUGAAGUAGAGCGUUUGAAAAAAGUUUCUGUCUCAAAUGCUAUGAAACAGCCUUCAUUGGUUGAUGAAGAUGUGAAAAAAUGCUUAUCCAGAUUUGAACAGAAAUUGUGUGAAAACCAUUGUAGGAUAGAAACCAGGGGCAAAAAGGGUCGGAGGGUUGCAAUACUUCUUACCAGGAAAAUGAAACAGAACUUAGGCAUUUUGAUGGCAAUGCAUGCAGAACUUGAACUUGAUACAGAAUAUAUAUUCCAGAAGCCAAACACUUCCUUCCCAAUCAGAGGUACCAGAGCCUUAAGACAAUUAGCGGAUGAAGCUGACCUCAAACAUGCUGACAGGAUUACCUCGACAACAUUAAGGAAGCAGUUGGCUACCAUGUCUCAGGUUCUAGAUCUUAGUGAGUCAAGCCAAGAUAUUCUUGCUCAGUUUAUGGGCCAGGAUAUCAGAAUCCACAGAGAUUUCUACAGGCUUCCACAGAGUACACUCGAAAUCGCUAAAGUAUCCAAAGUUCUCCAUGCAAUGAACACAGACAUGAUAGAAACAGUUGCUGGGAAGGACCUAGACGAUAUAGAUGCUAUGGACCAUUUAGAAAUUGAACAAGAGAGUGACACUGAAGAUGGCACAGAUGAUAUUGAUGAUGGUGCUACAUGUACAAACAUCAGAUCCUGUCCAAAGAAAAAAUGUGGACAUCAGCCAGAUGAUGAUGCUGCUGAUGAUGAUGAUGAUGAUAAUGGUUCUGAAACUGAUGAUGAAGGUUCUGAAAAUGAGGAAUAUUUGCCUCCAACAAAGAAAAAGAAGUUUGGCUUGAAAAAUCAAAACAAACAAAUGGGGAAAAAGACACCCUGGAGUUGGAAUGAAAGGCAAGUUGUUGAAAAGGAGAUGAAACUAUUCUUUGAUUUACAAAAGUUGCCAGGGAAACAUGACUGCCAAGAACUCAUUAAAAAGCAUGAUGUCCUGAAAAGACGGUCUUGGACAAUGGUGAAAGGAUAUGUACGAAACAGAAUUAUAUCCAUUAAUAGACAGUUGAAACAGUGAAGAGAUUGUCUUUUUCAAUUCCUUAAGGACAGGUGGCAGGGUAUUUGAUUUUAACUAAACUUGUUAGGAAGGUAUAAUCCUGAGGGACAAAGGAAGCAAGAAAUGCUUUAAGUGAAGAAAAUUAUGUUUAAGUGACUUAUAUUUAUGAAUCAGUGGAUGGAUCUUCACCUAACUUGAUCUGUAGCAUUUUUGUAUAGACCUCUAUCUAUUGUGCAUCUAGAAUCCUUGGAUUGACCUCUUGGGUUUGUAUGUCAGGGCUAACACAAAAUAGACUUUUUAACUUCCUAUUUUUAUAAACAGGUUGAUGGAUCACCAAACUUGGCAUGUUGCAUUUUUACAUGAUCCACUGAUAAUUGUUCAUUAUCAUUGUUAGGGACCACUGGAGCUAAAAAUAGAAAUAAAACAAUAUAAAAGCU